AUGGCCACUUCCAUUUCGAUAACCACUUCGCGCACAGACCAGGCAGCAGCGGCGUCGUACCUCUCGGAGACAUUGGAUAGACUCGGCUGUCCUCAUGCCUACAUCGGAGGUUUCGCCUGGGCUCUUCUUGGAAACAGGCGACCCACUGAGAUGAAUGUGCUCAUCGAAACAAAGAAUCUCGAUAUGGUGGCUCUGCGCUCGCAGUUGCAAGAACUAAGCAAGAAAUUUGCAUCUGCUGGAAUCAAGCUUUACUUUGUCAAAGAACCUCUGGGUGAUUUACGCGGCGAUGAGCUCGUUCGUGCAAGCAAGAACAAUGUUUUAAUAGAGACUUUAUCUGCGGGGACACUUGGUCUGCCCAAUAUAGCGGGUCCAGUAUACAAAGUCGAAUACGGAUCCGGAAUAUCAAUCGAAAUCUUGCACCCAGGUAUUCUCAUUCUGACAAAAAUGAAGCGCUGGUAUCAUAACCUGGAGUCGACGAGGCCGAAGACGUUGGUCAAGAACAGCUCCGAUCGCAGAGACCUCGACUAUCUCGUCUCGUGGCUCGCCGAUAACAAGAUGACAAUCGAAUUCGAGCUCUACGAAGGCAAGUCGAAGGACGAAUUGCUCAAGUUCGUCCGGAUAUACCGUGAACAAGUAGGUGAAAAUGAGCUCUUGAUGGAGGCCCUGAAGACGGCAGUGAAACCUCUGGACUGGGACCUUUUGUAG
Cyclocybe aegerita is the source of this 705-nucleotide messenger RNA. NCBI's taxonomy places the organism in Eukaryota, Fungi, Basidiomycota, Agaricomycetes, Agaricales, Hemipholiotaceae. The record is from the annotation of a GenBank genome assembly.